Aaosphaeria arxii CBS 175.79 is the source of this 567-nucleotide messenger RNA. RefSeq lists its product as uncharacterized. Lineage: Eukaryota; Fungi; Ascomycota; Dothideomycetes; Pleosporales. Bases 114 to 503 code for a protein of 129 amino acids. The transcript has a single exon. The record is from RefSeq and is a predicted model, not a curated record.
CAGCCCAUCCUCUUCAAGUCAAGCCCCGUCUCUCCAAAGUUCCUCUUUCGAUUUGCCAUGAGCUCCGCUUUGGGUACACACCCUCCGUCGCGCGAACCCAUUUCCAGCGCCCCAUGUGGUGUGGGAUAUCGGUACAUCCCGUGGGCACCGCGCACACGCUCGCUGGGGGGCUGGCUGGCUGGCUGGACUUGCUGGCUGCGCAGCCUGCGCUGCUGCGUGAUGAUGCAGAUGCGAAUCGGUCGUCGGAGCUUAAUCUGAUUUAUUAUUUGCCUCAUCUAUCAUCAAACGCACACGCGCACACAAUCCACAUCCCAUCUAAACGAGAUCGCGCCCACACUCCACACCCUGCGCAUGCACGCCCUCACGGAUGUAGAAUAGAGGUGGGGAUCAGAAACAGGUUUACACAUAUACACUACUCACAUGCGCUGCGUCGAAUCGAAAGGAGUGCGCUCAAGCGACCACUUGAGCCUCGCUCGCUUCACACCGCAGCGAUGAUGGUAUGAAAGAGAGCUAGGCUUGCUGCACUAUAGCAUCAUAGUGGUUCUAUUAUAACACGGCGAGCAGGAC